Molecule: messenger RNA, 1163 nt
Organism: Trichechus manatus latirostris (Florida manatee)
Lineage: Eukaryota; Metazoa; Chordata; Mammalia; Sirenia; Trichechidae
Gene: CERS3
Product: ceramide synthase 3
Exons: 10
Coding region: 6-1163 (385 amino acids)
Biological process (GO): ceramide biosynthetic process
Cellular component (GO): membrane
Molecular function (GO): DNA binding; sphingosine N-acyltransferase activity
Source: RefSeq, a predicted model, not a curated record
CUAGAAUGUUUCAGACAUUUAAAGAAUGGUUCUGGAUGGAAAGAUUCUGGCUUCCUCCAACAAUAAAGUGGUCGGAUUUUGAAGAUCAUGAUGGACUUGUUUUUGUAAAACCUUCUCAUCUAUACAUGUCAAUUCCAUAUGCUUUUGGAUUGCUGAUUAUCAGAUAUUUCUUUGAAAAGUUUGUUGCCACACCUCUAGCAAAAACAUUUGGCAUUAAAGAAAUAGUUCGAAAGACUGCUACACCAAAUACUGUCUUAGAGAAUUUUUUCAAUUAUUCCACAAGACAUCCAUCGCAAACAGAUAUUUAUGGCCUGGCAAAGAAGUGUAACUUGACAGAGCGCCAGGUUGAAAGAUGGUUUAGGAGUCGACGGAAUCAAGAGAGGCCUUGCAGGAUAAAGAAGUUCCAGGAAGCUUGCUGGCGAUUUGCAUUUUACUUAAUGUUGACUGUGGCUGGAAUUGCAUUUCUUUAUGAUAAACCUUGGCUAUAUGACCUUUGGGAGGUCUGGAAUGGCUAUCCCAGACAGCCCUUGCUGCCAUCCCAGUACUGGUACUACAUUUUAGAGAUGAGUUUUUACUGGUCUCUGAUAUUUAGCCUUGGCUCUGAUGUCAAGAGGAAGGAUUAUUUCGCUACCAUCAUCCAUCACCUGGCUGCUAUUAGUUUGAUGAGCUUCUCUUGGUGCGCUAAUUAUAUUCGCAGUGGGACCCUUGUGAUGAUUGUGCAUGAUGUGGCUGACAUUUGGCUGGAGUCUGCAAAAAUGUUUUCUUAUGCCAGAUGGAAGCAAACCUGUAACAUCCUGUUUUUCAUCUUCUCUGCCGUAUUUUUUGUCAGCCGCCUCAUUAUUUUUCCCUUCUGGAUUUUAUAUUGCACGCUGAUUCUGCCUCUGUACUACCUUGAGCCUUUCUUUUCAUACAUCUUCCUCAACCUACAGCUCAUAGUCCUGCAAGGCCUUCACCUGUACUGGAGUUUUCUCAUCCUGAAGAUGCUCAAAAGAUGUAUAUUCACGAAGAGUACCCAGGAUGUGAGAAGUGAUGAUGAUGAUGAUGAAGAGGAAGAGGAAGAGGAGGAAGAAGAGGAGACUCCCAAAGGCAAAGACAUAGACUGUUUGAAGAAUGGCCUCGGGGCUGACAGGAACCUCAUUCCCAAUGGUCAACAUGGCUGUUAG